AUGAUCUAUGAUCAUUAUUUGACAGUAAGACCAUGGGAGCCUAAGUUCAAUCCUGCAAAAGCUAAAAUAGAUAAAGUGGCUGUCUGGGUUCGUUUGCCAAGGGUCUCAUUAGAGUAUUAUGAUGAGGAGGCUCUCACUAUUAUUGGAAACAGGAUAGGGGAAACAAUCAAAGUUGAUGUUAAUACUUCUUCCCAGCUACGAGGACAUUAUGCACGAAUAUGUGUAAUGGUUGAUUUGGGUAAACAACUAAUGUCAGGCUUCUCAAUCGAUGGUGAGGACUACUACUUAGAAUAUGAAGGGCUCCACGCUCUUUGUCUGAACUGCGGGGUAUAUGGGCAUCGCAACGAGACAUGUCCAUCGAGAAAAUCUACAGAGCAAAAUGACAGCAACCAGAAUAGGGGCGCUGAGGGUGUACAAAAAGCUGGAAUGGAUAUUGAUGGAGCUGGGAAUAAUGAUCAGGAAGUAUGGAAGGUUGUGCAAAAAACCGGCGACAGAGGAGGGGGAAAGAGAAGGCAGGGGGAGCUUUCCGAAAUAGAGGAUAAUGCAAUCCCUGCAUCUUCGGUCCUGGAGAACGUACCAUUUGCUAAGGCUACCACCACUAAUGUACGAUUUGUGCGUGAGACAAAAGAUGUGGCGAGUAAGAGACGUAACAAGCAAAAUGGCGCGGCUGCAGGGGUGGUCCCAGAGAAAGUGACAGAAGCCGUUAAACGGGUAGAGCAGGGGAGGAAGGAAAAGAGAUCUCGUGAGAUGUUCGUGAAUCAUAAGAGAUCAAACGAGUUAUUGAUGUUGACACUGGAUGAAACCGAAGAAGAGGGCUCAGCUCGAAGGAAUUUUGGUGAAGGAGAUAAUAACAUCUCGAAUGAGAACAUUGGGGAAGAGCAGAUGGAUUAUAUCGAAGAUACUGCACCCCUCCCUCAUGAUCCGGGUGAAAAUUCAGAGAUGGACAAAGGGCCUGAGGUACAGCAAUGUGGGCCAAUGCUGGUAAACCCAUCUAGUGAUGAAUUUGAGAAGGAAACCCAAAGUGAUGGGCCUAUGGUACCUGAAACCCAAUUCUAA
Molecule: messenger RNA, 1056 nt
Organism: Neltuma alba
Lineage: Eukaryota; Viridiplantae; Streptophyta; Magnoliopsida; Fabales; Fabaceae
Exons: 2
Coding region: 1-1056 (351 amino acids)
Molecular function (GO): nucleic acid binding; zinc ion binding
Source: RefSeq, a predicted model, not a curated record